Dibothriocephalus latus is the source of this 1668-nucleotide messenger RNA. The record is from the annotation of a GenBank genome assembly. Lineage: Eukaryota; Metazoa; Platyhelminthes; Cestoda; Diphyllobothriidea; Diphyllobothriidae.
AUGCGGCUGCUGGAGGGGCUCGAGAAUAAGUUCCAAGGCAGUGCGAAACCACAAACUGCAACCACUACCCAGAUGCUUUCAUCCGAAACGCGUGAGAGGACCCGUCAGCUUAUUAAACAACAGCAGUCCGCUAGUCAAGGCAGGUUAACACAUAUACCAAAGAAGACCCGCGUCACUAUUUCGCCCGCUCGAAAGCCUCUUGAACAGGACGAAUCGCCCCAUGCGGUCUUCUUUCAUCCGUUUCCUAACGUGCCAAGUGAAUCUGAGGAUGUCUCGGAGCUAACAGAGAUUACUGCGUCAGAACCCAGUCUUCUGUCCCUUAGCAGAACUAUGUGCAGAGCCAUGUCACCUUCGCCCCCUUCGGAGACAGGUGUCGCAUUAGUGGACGAACAGUCUAAUCACGAAACAGAGCCCAUCUGUCUCAAAGCUACGGCGAGCACUUUCGUUGUGGCAAAAGCCUGCUCUCCGAGAACGAGCACGGCAGAUGAGAAGCCUGUCCCUCAGUUUCAGCCACCGUUAACAUGUUCCGUGAGCACGCCUCCAGGGGUCGAAGAUGUUGAUAAAUCGACGUCGGAGAUCAGUUACUACACUCCUCAGUCAAAUAGAACGCCAAGCCACUUUGGUGUGGCGAAAGUGGCCUCGCCCAACACGAGAUAUGCCGCACAGGAUAACAGUACCUUAGAAGCACUUGGCCCUUCUUUUCACACUACGAGUCCUCGCAUACCGCAAGUAGUCACGCAGAGUGCCACCACGUUGCAAGAUGGUCUACUUCCAUGUGAUUCGCCGAGUAAUCACAGACGGAACACCAUGUCUUCCCUGACCCUUGACCGCCAUAUUCAGCCAAUCUGUCUGACUGGCGAAGGAAGGAACUUGUCAGUCUCCCAUCCGAACUUGCGAAGCACGAAUGUGCAGCCUCAACCCGGCCUAUCAGAGCCCCUGGGCCGGUCUCUCGGGAAUUUUCUCACUGCUCCGCCGGCUAUUUCCUCUCAUUGUCCUUCGCCUAUGACCUCUCCACAGAUCGUCACCAAAGCUCGGCCCCAGGUGACCUUGGCAGCUCCCCAAUUGCAUGUUCCCAACAUCCAUUCUCCCGCUAUUAACACUACUGUGUCAGUCCCCGCCGCAGAAAUGACCAAGUCCUCGUUGAUUACAGCCCAACUUGACUCUAUCUAUCGUCCAUGUUCACCAGAAUUUUCUCAACUACCCUCCGUGACCCAACACUCAUUUGAACCAGACCGAGAACAAGUGUCAUCCGCGGUUCCAAAGGCUGCUGGUGUUGACCUACAGUCAGCUCCCAGUUCCCUUCUCAUCUCCAGAGUAGGAUCCUACCCGUUAUCUCAACUUCUGUCUGGUCAGUCAACUCCACCACCACCAGCGGCUGCCGGCGAGUCCUACGAUUGUAUGCAUCCACUGCAAAGCACUUCCAGUAGAACUUCGUUUUCAGAUGUGGACGCCCCUACUCUGAAGCUGCACGUCGACCAGAGGUGUGCUCUGAGCUUUAUAGGGAUCAUAAUUUUACCGUCCUUCUUUUAUAAAGAUGAUAAAUUCACUCCUACCCCAGGACAGCAAGCAUUUCUGUUUGGUGGCGGCCUGUACAUGUAUUUUGUAGUUUAUGGUCUAUUCGAAGGUUCUCCAGCUGGUUUUCGCCAGAUUUUCGUUUACUACAUGUAA